ACUGUGCUCCGCAGCUGCAGAUACCGUCUACAGCAGACAGUACACGAAGCGAACAUGGGGCUGUUGAGCCUGCUGUCUCUCCUGGUGUUAUUGCACAGUGCUUGCUGCGCGCCUGCGGUCUCUGUUGAAGAGGAAUACCUGUUCAAGUUAUGGAAGGCACAGUACAACAAGCAGUACGGGCUGGAGGAGUAUUACCAUCGCCUGCAGAUCUUCGUGAAGAACAAGAGACAGAUUGAUCAUCACAAUGCAGGGAAUCAUAAAUUCACAAUGGGUCUCAAUCAGUUCUCUGACUUAACCUUCCUUGAGUUUAAAAAGCAGUACCUUUUGAACGAGCCGCAGAACUGCUCUGCUACUAAAGGGAACCACGUCAGCAGCAGUGGACCCUACCCAGACUCUGUGGACUGGAGAGAGAAAGGCAACUUCGUGACUCCAGUAAAGAACCAGGGCCCAUGCGGAAGCUGUUGGACGUUUUCAACCACGGGAUGCUUGGAGUCGGUAGUUGCCAUUGCAUCGGGAAAGCUUCCGCUGCUGUCGGAGCAGCAGCUGGUCGACUGCGCGCAGGACUUUAACAAUCACGGCUGUAAAGGCGGACUUCCAAGUCAAGCCUUUGAGUACAUCCAGUACAACAAGGGACUCAUGACUGAGGACAGCUAUCCAUAUACUGGACAGGACGGCACAUGCAAGUUCAAGCCUGAGUUGGCCGCUGCUUUUGUAAAAGAAGUGGUCAACAUAACCAAAUAUGAUGAAAUGAGCAUGGUGGAUGCAGUGGCCAGAUUCAACCCCGUCAGCAUGGCAUACGAGGUGACCUCUGACUUCAUGCAUUACCGAGACGGCGUUUACACAAGCACUGUCUGCCACAACACUACAGACACAGUAAACCAUGCAGUCCUGGCUGUUGGAUAUGGACAAGAAAGCGGCACCCCGUACUGGAUUGUGAAAAACUCAUGGGGGCCGUACUGGGGAAUGAAAGGGUACUUCUAUAUUGAGAGGGGGAAGAAUAUGUGUGGUCUGGCUGCUUGCUCAUCUUACCCCAUUCCUCUGCUGUAACACUUCAGGAAGGCCAGGCCCAUUGUGAAAGCAAGACACAUUGAAUCAAAAGGGAAAGCACAUGCACUGCGCUGAUACACAUGCGACAUGCACUGCACUGCAAUCCGGGAAUCAUUUUACAAUUGCAAUCGGGACUUGUUUAUGAUUAGGGGAAUUGUAUUCUUUUAAAUAAAAUUCUAAAUCGAGA
This is a messenger RNA of Polyodon spathula (Mississippi paddlefish), 1234 nucleotides long. RefSeq names its product cathepsin H (gene ctsh). Bases 55 to 1047 code for a protein of 330 amino acids. Gene Ontology annotation, biological process: immune response. Gene Ontology annotation, molecular function: cysteine-type endopeptidase activity. The record is from RefSeq and is a predicted model, not a curated record. The transcript has 12 exons. NCBI's taxonomy places the organism in Eukaryota, Metazoa, Chordata, Actinopteri, Acipenseriformes, Polyodontidae. Gene Ontology annotation, cellular component: lysosome.